CGGAAGAAGGGAGAAAGGGCGUGAUGGAAGUAGUUAAGUGCCCGGAGCACGGAACCUUCUGCUUUUUGAAGACCGGCGUCCGCGAUGGCCCGAAUAAAGGAAAGAGCUUUUACGUGUGCCGGGCGGACACGUGCGGCUUCGUGAGGGCCACCGACAUUCCUGUUUCUCAUUGUUUAUUGCAUGACGACGUUGUGGUAGAACUUCAAGGUUUGGUUCUGCCACCAGGCAAGAAAGAAUAUAGAUUGUUCUUCCGAUGCAUCAGAAGUAAGGCAGAGGGGAAACACUGGUGUGGAAGUGUCCCAUGGCAGGAUCCUAAUUCCAAAGAAUAUUCUGUAACCAAUAAGUCUCAGCAUGUGUCUGAGCCAUUUCCUGAAACUUCCUGCAAGCUGAGAAAUCCAUUCAAGGUACUUGACAAGAAUCAAGAGCCAGCUCUCUGGAAACAGUCCAUCAAAGGUGAAGGUGAGGAAAAGAUGGCUGAUAAGAAGCAAAGGGAAAAGGGGGAUCUGCUCUUCAAUCAAAAGAAGGAACAGAAGCUGGAAUCUAACUGUGGGAUGGAGAGAGAGCUCUCAUCUGGCCUGGUGGUAAAGAAAAAACAAUCUGCAGUUCAAGAGAAGCAGCAAGAGCAGAAGACAGAGUUUCAGUGUGAAGCAAAGGAGGCUGAAGGCUCCUUCAGAAGGAACUUUUCUGAAAUUAAAUCCAAACAGGGUCAUGGUAAUGAGCUGAGACCAUCUGCAUCUGCUCAGGAGAUACCAAGUGGUGAGAGCCCAUAUGUCCAACAAGAGUCAAAACCUCUGACAGAAAAGGAAACCCAGCUUUUGCCUCGAAGUAUUCAAAGUCAGAACCCACUAGGUGAGCCCAGGAGAGAGGGGCUGCUCAGCAAGGAGCCCAGCAAGAACCGGGAGGCCAGGGAAGCAAAGGCAAAGGCUGACCCGCGCACGCAGGCUGCCCAGAAGAAGCCACCGCAGGGGCAUUGCCAGUUGCCAUCGGAGAACCGCGGUGUGCCUGCUCCUAAAGGACCAGAGGCACAGGCUGCAUUCUCAGCACCCGCGCUGUCCUGGGGAGAGGGGCGUGAAGCUGCUACAAGCAGUGGUGACAGUGAGGAAGAUGAUGAUGAUGUUGUUUCCUCCAAGCCGGGAAGCCCCCUACUCUUUGACUUGACUCCAGACCCACAGAAGAAGGAGAACUUUCAAUUCCAUAACGAAAGUGUGCAAAGAAAAAUAUCUCCUGCUUCAGGUGUUUCCAAGAAGGUAGAGCCUUCGGACCCAGCAGCCCAACAUGUGUACCUCAUGGCACAACUUAAGCAAAAGAAGAGCACGCUGGCAUCGGUGAACAUCCAGGCACUCCCAGACAAGGGUCAGAAGUUGCUUACACAAAUCCAUGUGUUGGAAGAAGCACUCAGUGCUCUUGCCCUCUCCCCAGAACAAGGAACCAAUGGGAACAGUAACACUCAAGCACCAGAACAGAGUAACUUCACAAAAACUGCCACUGAUCCUCCCCACCUGGUACCUCUGCAACCCCUUCCAGGUUGUGAUCUCCAGCGUGUGGAUUCUCUAGGACUAAAGGCUGCCUGCCAGGUAACUGCUGGAGGAUCCAGUCAGUGCUAUGGAGGCCAUACGAAGCAAGAUCGCCUUCAUGCAGUUUGGAAAAUCACAAGUGAAGCCAUUGAUGAGCUGCAUCGAUCACUUGAGUCCUGUCCUGGUGAAACAGCUGUGUCAGAAGAUCCAGCUGGGUUGAAGGUCCCCUUGCUACUGCACCAGAAGCAGGCAUUAGCCUGGUUACUAUGGCGGGAAAGUCAGAAGCCACAAGGAGGAAUUCUGGCGGAUGAUAUGGGCUUAGGAAAAACCCUAACGAUGAUUGCACUCAUCCUGACCCAGAAGAAUCAAGAAAAAAACAAAGAAAAGGACAAAAACAUGGCUUUGACAUGGCUUUCCAAAGAUGACUCCUCUGACUUUAUAUCCCAUGGAACACUAAUUAUCUGUCCGGCUUCCCUGAUCCAUCACUGGAAAAAUGAGGUAGAAAAACGUGUGAACAGCAACAAACUAAGAGUCUACCUCUAUCAUGGGCCAAACCGGGACAAACGUGCAAAAAUCCUCUCUACAUAUGACAUCGUGAUCACUACCUAUAGCCUUCUGGCCAAGGAGAUUCCCACGAAGAAGCAAGAGGGAGCGAUCCCAAGUGCAGAAAACCUCAGUGUGGAGGGUAUCUCAGCACCUUUGCUUCGAAUAGUCUGGGCUCGAAUCAUAUUGGAUGAAGCUCACAAUGUUAAGAAUCCCAGAGUGCAGACAUCCAUAGCUGUGUGUAAGCUACAAGCCCAUGCCCGUUGGGCUGUCACUGGAACCCCCAUUCAAAACAACUUGUUGGAUAUGUAUUCACUGCUGAAAUUUCUCCGUUGUUCUCCAUUUGAUGAGUUCAAUCUGUGGAGGAGUCAGGUUGACAAUGGUUCAAAGAAAGGAGGAGAACGGUUAAGUAUUUUAACCAAGAGCCUUUUGCUGAGGAGAACAAAAGACCAGCGGGACUCCACCGGCAGACCCUUGGUGAUGCUGCCCCAGCGUAAAUUUCAAUUGCACCAUUUAAAGCUUUCUGAAGAUGAAGAGACUGUUUAUAAUGUCUUUUUUGCAAGAUCAAGGUCAGCUCUGCAAUCCUAUCUAAAAAAUCAUGAAAGUGGAGGCAACCAAUCUGGAAGAAGCCCUGACAAUCCAUUCAGUAGAGUGGCACAAGAGUUUGGGUCCAGUGGGCCUGAGCACUGUGUGGUAGCAGAUGCGCAGAGAUCCAGCACCGCCCACAUCCUUUCCCAGUUGCUGAGACUCCGCCAGUGUUGCUGUCAUCUUUCUCUACUGAAGUCGGCCCUGGAUCCCACAGAACUGCAGAAUGAAGGCCUUGUUCUUUCCCUGGAGGAACACCUCAGUGCUUUGACCUUGUCGGAGCUCCAUGACUCAGGGCCAUCUCCCACUGUUUCUGUUAAUGGCACAUGCUUCAAGGUGCAGCUUUUUGAAGACACACAAAAGAGCACCAAGAUAUUGUCUCUGUUGGCGGAAUUGGAGGCAAUUCGAAGAAAUUCAGGGUCCCAAAAGAGUGUCAUCGUCUCUCAGUGGACCAGCAUGCUGAAAGUUGUAGCAUUGCACCUUAAGAGGCAUGGACUGACUUAUGCCACCAUUGAUGGCUCCGUCAACCCCAAACAGAGGAUGGACUUGGUAGAGGCAUUUAACCACUCCAGGGACCCUCAGGUUAUGCUAAUCUCUCUCUUGGCUGGAGGUGUUGGUCUAAACCUGACUGGAGGAAACCAUCUUUUUCUUCUGGACAUGCACUGGAAUCCAUCACUUGAAGAUCAAGCUUGUGACCGAAUUUAUCGAGUAGGGCAGGAGAAAGAUGUUGUCAUACAUAGAUUUGUUUGUGAGGGAACAGUGGAAGAUAAGAUCUUGCAGCUCCAAGAAAAAAAGAAAGAUUUGGCCAAACAGGUUCUAUCAGGAUCUGGAGAAUCUGUCACCAAACUCACUUUGGCUGACCUCAAAGUCCUUUUUGGCAUCUAACCUACUGUUCAUAGGGCUCAGAAUUAUGCCAUUGCUGGUUUGUAUAAGCAUCUGAGAGUAAUGACAUAACCAUGAUUUACCUCUUUCCUGGCAUUCCAUUUCACUGGCAAGCCUUUUGCCCUCCUCAAAAUGAGGCAUAAUCUUAUCCCUAGAAUUGAGGAUGGUUAAUCAAUCAUGUUAAUCAAUCAACUUAUUUAAUGAGUGGCAUAGAAACCAAUCUGAUUUCAGAUAAGAGAAAAUGCUUUAGAAUUAAAUGAUUUUGGAAAACAGCUCUGGCAGAAUUGUACAUAAGAUUUAGUAAAGCUCAAAAACCCAUGUGUUGCCUUUCUAUCCUCAGCUGAUGGGAGACCUAGUGUUAUUACCUUCCCUAACACAGGCCCCAUCACAUCUCUUCAUCUCUUCUUGCCAGUGAGGCUGCCCCUGUAACCAUCUCUUUAUGGAUGGAGCAGAGAGUAGAUCCUGACAGACAGCCAUUCCUCUGCAGUUGUCUCAGCCCAGGCAGUUCUUCCUUAGGCUUAAGAUCAAGGAGAUGCUUUGUUUAUAAACAGAUGUGGGGUAUAGGUAUCAUUCUAUCAUUUAGUAUCAGUGUAUCUGUGUCGUACAGUAUUUGUAU
This is a messenger RNA of Cynocephalus volans (Philippine flying lemur), 4140 nucleotides long. RefSeq names its product transcription termination factor 2 (gene TTF2). Lineage: Eukaryota; Metazoa; Chordata; Mammalia; Dermoptera; Cynocephalidae. The transcript is spliced from 23 exons. Gene Ontology annotation, cellular component: nucleus. Gene Ontology annotation, biological process: DNA repair. The record is from RefSeq and is a predicted model, not a curated record. Gene Ontology annotation, molecular function: ATP-dependent chromatin remodeler activity; ATP binding; zinc ion binding. Bases 24 to 3527 code for a protein of 1167 amino acids.